This is a messenger RNA of Ananas comosus (pineapple), 555 nucleotides long. Its product is annotated as classical arabinogalactan protein 9-like. The record is from RefSeq and is a predicted model, not a curated record. Lineage: Eukaryota; Viridiplantae; Streptophyta; Magnoliopsida; Poales; Bromeliaceae. The transcript has 2 exons. Bases 1 to 555 code for a protein of 184 amino acids.
AUGGCCGUCGCCACUUCUCAUCCCUCGCGCUCACUUCCAUAUGGCUCUUUGCUCACCGCCGUCCUCGAGUUCAUGUCAUUUGAUCUUUCCGACGUGAGGCCGAUGAAGUACCCCACCGCCAUUUCUACAGCUACCUUCUCCACACUUGGCUUUAAGAAAAAUCGUCAUGGCAUUUGGGUAAGAAAACAUGUGAUUGAUUCGCCCAGCGAGCAUGGUGAUGUCACUGACGACGCCGAGGAUGAUCCUAUGCCUUAUGAGCCGCCACCUCGAGCACCUUCUCCACCAGUUGAGCCGCCGCCACGAGCAUCUCCUCCACCCUUUGAGCCACCCCCUGCUGUGCCUCCGCCUUAUGCUCCUCCUCCUAUGGAUUUUCAAAACCAGACAGAUGUUUUCGGCAUCAAGGCAUACAUGGACUCUAUCUUUGGACCUUCUAGUGCCUUUUAUGCCGCGUAUGGACCCCACGUUGAUCGACCAUCCUCCUCCACUAUGCCUCCACCAGUUUCGCCUACGGAUCAUGAGGACGAUGAAGAGGAUGACGAUGAUGAUGAUGAUUAG